CGCGCGGCGCCCCCUCCGUGCGCGCAGCUCGAGCCGCCGCAGCGAUGAAUUCUGCCGAGCAGACCGUUACGUGGCUCAUCACCCUGGGCGUGCUGGAGUCGCCCAAGAAAACCAUUUCGGACCCCGAGGUUUUCUUGCAGGCGUCGCUCAAGGACGGGGUGGUCCUGUGUCGGCUGCUCGAGCGUCUGCUGCCCGGGACCAUCGAGAAAACUUUUGAUGCAAAUGACUUAUAUCAGGGGCAGAACUUUAACAAGGUCCUCGGCUCCUUGGUGACACUAAAUAAAGUGACAGCAGACAUCGGACUAGGAAGUGACUCUGUGUGUGCUCGGCCCUCCUCACAUCGGAUAAAGUCUUUUGAUUCCUUGGGAUCCCAGUCGUCACACAGUAGGACUUCAAAAUUGCUUCAGAGCCAGUACCGAAGCUUGGACAUGACUGAUAAUAGCAACAGCCAACUGGUAGUGCGAGCCAAGUUUAAUUUCCAGCAGACCAAUGAAGAUGAGCUCUCCUUCACGAAGGGCGACGUCAUCCAUGUCACACGAGUGGAGGAAGGAGGCUGGUGGGAGGGCACGCACAGUGGCAGGACCGGCUGGUUCCCCAGCAACUACGUGCGUGAGAUCAAGCCAAGUGAGAAGCCUGUGUCACCCAAAUCAGGAACCUUGAAGAGCCCCCCCAAAGGGUUCGACACGACUGCCAUCAACAAGAGCUAUUACAACGUGGUGCUACAGAAUAUCCUAGAAACAGAGCAUGAAUAUUCUAAGGAGCUGCAGUCUCUGCUCUCCACCUACCUGCGGCCACUGCAGACCAGCGAGAAGUUGAGUUCGGCAAACACUUCGUAUUUACUGGGAAAUCUAGAGGAAAUCUCUUCCUUCCAGCAAGUGCUCGUGCAGACCUUAGAAGAGUGCACCAAGUCUCCGGAGGCCCAGCAGAGAGUUGGCGGCUGCUUUCUGAGCUUGGUGCCGCAGAUGAGGACCCUGUACCUGGCUUACUGUGCCAACCACCCAUCUGCUGUGGGUGUCCUCACAGAACACAGCGAGGACCUGGGUGAGUUCAUGGAAUCCAAAGGUGCCAGCAGUCCUGGGAUCCUGGUGCUGACCACUGGCCUCAGCAAGCCCUUCAUGCGCCUGGACAAGUACCCCACAUUGCUGAAGGAGCUGGAGAGACACAUGGAGGAUUAUCACCCUGAUAGACAGGAUAUUCAGAAGUCCAUGACUGCCUUCAAAAACCUCUCAGCCCAGUGUCAAGAAGUCCGAAAAAGGAAAGAGCUGGAGCUGCAGAUUCUUACGGAGCCCAUCCGGAGCUGGGAGGGUGAUGACAUAAAGUCACUGGGCAGUGUUACUUACAUGUCCCAAGUCACCAUUCAGUGCGCAGGAAGCGAGGAAAAGAAUGAGCGAUAUCUCCUGCUCUUCCCAAGCCUUCUGCUCAUGUUGUCUGCCAGUCCCAGGAUGAGCGGUUUCAUCUAUCAGGGAAAGCUACCAACGACAGGAAUGACAAUCACAAAACUUGAGGACAGUGAAAACCAUAGGAAUGCGUUUGAAAUAUCAGGAAGCAUGAUCGAGCGGAUUCUGGUGUCUUGCAACAACCAGCAGGACCUUCAUGAAUGGGUGGACCACUUACAGAAGCAGACGAAGGUCACCUCUGUGACCAACCCUACCAUCAAGCCCCACUCGGUGCCAUCACACACACUUCCCUCCCAUCCUAUCACUCCAUCCAGCAAGCACGCGGACAGCAAGCCUGUGGCACUGACGCCUGCGUACCACACACUCCCCCACCCCUCUCACCACGGUACCCCACACACCACCAUCAGCUGGGGACCCCUGGAGCCUCCGAAGACCCCCAAGCCUUGGAGCCUGAGCUGCCUGCGGCCCGCACCUCCCCUCCGGCCCUCAGCUGCUCUCUGCUACAAGGAGGAUCUUAGUAAGAGCCCCAAGACCAUGAAAAAGCUGCUGCCGAAGCGCAAGCCUGAGCGGAAGCCUUCGGACGAGGAGUUUGCUGUGCGCAAGAGCACAGCUGCUCUAGAAGAAGAUGCACAGAUCCUGAAGGUCAUCGAAGCAUACUGCACAAGUGCAAAGACUCGUCAGACCCUGAACUCAACAUGGCAAGGCACUGACCUGAUGCAUAAUCACGUCUUGGCUGAUGACGACCAAUCAAGUCUAGACUCCUUGGGUCGUCGCAGUAGCCUUUCUCGUUUGGAGCCCUCAGACCUCUCGGAAGACUCUGAGUAUGACAGUAUAUGGACAGCCCAUAGUUACAGAAUGGGUUCUGCAUCCCGUAAGAGCUGCUGCUCAUAUAUCUCUCACCAGAACUAACUAACGCACUGAGCCUUUCUUAACAAUGCUUGUAUCGCAGCCUGCUUUUCUUAGACGUUUCUUGCUGUUCCGUGUCUCUCUCAUGUGAUAUUUUAACAACUCUGGAGAGUGUCUUGAUAUUUCCCAUUGUACCUAGUGGAGGCUCAAUUGCCAAUCAGAACGCAUUCAGACUGCUGCCUGUUGGUGGGAGGUGUGGGUCCAGCAAGUCUGUACCCCAGGGGCUUUUCCCAUCAGGGAGUGUUCUAUACAAGCCCCGGAUGGUUUGGUUUUUAAUUCUCCGUGUAGCAACUGUUUCACUUCCUUUUGGAUACAGCUAUAUGGACACUUUUCUAGUUUAUGCAACCACACAGGUUUGCGUCCAAGUGCCACAACGGAGGAGACUCUAGCCUUACACAUAGGGAUCUAAUUUUUUUUUAACGUAUAAUGCACUUGACCAAGUAGCUGUGGAGAGAUUGAGUGAAGUGUCUGUACCCGAAGCACCAGGCCAGCUGGCAGCUGCUUUGGUGAUGGUGCAGAAGGCUCCAUGGACUCCGGGCCUGGCAGAUGCACACCAGGGCUGGCGCCAUUGGGUGUUGAGAGCAGAGUCUGCAGUCUGUCUCCACCCAUUGCCCUGUGCCUUUUCGUCUGUGCGCCAUGGCUGUGAGGGGGAAGCUCUCCUUGUGAAGGUGAGCUCACCAUCGCAGCCGCGUUCAACAUCCACUUAACCAUUGCACCACACUUCCUUGAACUGCAGUGAGUGCUAGGACGAGGCACUGUCCAGUCUGCACUCGGAGGUGGAUGCUGUGGUCUCUGCCGGCACAGCCCAGCUGUGUUCAGAGAAGUGCUUGGCUGACUGCUUGGCUUGGCUGCAGCCCGGCUGCCCCGCAUCCUUACUUGCGCUGUCUGUGAGAGCCGUGAGCACCAUGUUGCUUUGGCUACCAGCUGCAGUGAAACUACGUUUCCAGCAGCCCUGUAGUUCCCUCUGGUACUUCCUUGUAAUGCAGUCUUGAAGACUGAGCAGGUUCCCACAUGCAAGUCUGGGAACAGCCCCUCAGCCCCUGGGGUGUGUUGUGUGGCAUUUUCCCUGGCCCUGAUCAACAACUGAGUGUGGUGUUGCACUCAGCUGCAGCAGCAGACCACACCUAGCUGUUGCUUGAGGGGCAGCACUGUCUACAGAAGCGGUGCCACAGUAAAUGAAGAGUGAUGGUCUUUGCAUCCUUCAGGAUGUGGAGCUCUAGUGGCCAUAACCCUCCUUGCCAAGCCCUUGUAUACAGUAUUGUGUCCCUUUGCUCCCGUCCUGGGAGCCGGAUCCUGCUGCUGCUAAUGGAGGAGUGUGUGCAUGAUGGGGGAAUGGCCUGGAGCUGCUGGGCAGCAUAGCUACCCACACCUGCCUGCCUGUUCCUUGUGGCUACAGAGCUGCUUAUGCCCCCCAAAGAGUUUGGAUUAUAAGAAAGUCAAGGAACAAGCUUUUAAAACUUGCACCCAGUAUUAAUUUCCAGUAGAAAUGAGAUUUUGUAGUUUCCACCAAAUAGCAAACGGGAUUUUUGAAAAACAAAUAAAACCUGAAGUGUCUGUGUUUAUUUGAUUUCAUACGGUGACAGAAACGGCUCUGCUGGCUGUCAUAGCCCAUUCUGUGUUGUCUUUGCUGACUCUGCGUCAGGCUGCUCGCCCUUGCCUUACCUUAGCAUGGGUUUCCUGGCAUAGGCUGUGUGGUACGACAGGGAGGCACAGCUGUACUUGAGGUCUUCUCCUAACACCAAGAGAAGUGAGGCUGGCUGUCUUAAGCAGACAUGGCGGUCUAUAUUGUUAAGCAAAGUUCCGAUGGUUUGCCCUUGGUCCUUUCCUACCAGUCUGAGCCGUUUGGAUGGUGUUUUUUGUUGAGGUCAAUGCUGCGGAACAACAGCCCGAACUUUUCUUUGUAUUUGUUUUGAAUGUCUGACAUUGGUUUUGUGACCUGGUUAGAAGUUUGUUAGUGCCACCGGCACAGGAGCUGGUCCUCAUGUGGCAGAGGGGACACGGCGUUGGAGGGGCCAUCGUUUCUACGUUUGUGGAGCUGUAGUCAUGCUGAUAGUACCUAACGGUUCUGCAGCUCUGUAAAGCCGUGUGCAGUGAGUGUGAUAACGGAAGAAGGCAGACUGAGCGAGAAGGUAGGUCCAAGACGUGCCCGGGGCCUCUGCAGGUGGCCCCACAGUGCUCCUGUCUAACCCGUCCUCGCCACAAGUCUUUACUAAGCUACGUUAACUCUGUGGUGUUCGGCAUAAAAUUGCCAAAACACAAUAAUGUGUAUAUAGUGGUAAAAGAUCUUGGGGAAAUCUAUAUAUUGUGCUGUUUAUCUGUGAAUGGGAAAAGCCAUUUUAGUACAAGACUCCCAUUUGAAAAUUCACUUGGAUGUAUAUCUGAAUGUUGCAUUGUAUUGUACAGUAUGCUUACUGUCUGUGGUUGCACAUGGCAAUGAAGUGUCUGUUUUAUAUUUAAAAGAUAUCUGUUAUGUACAGUUGAAAUAAAUUUUGCAUUUGCUA
Molecule: messenger RNA, 4804 nt
Organism: Mesocricetus auratus (golden hamster)
Lineage: Eukaryota; Metazoa; Chordata; Mammalia; Rodentia; Cricetidae
Gene: Arhgef7
Product: Rho guanine nucleotide exchange factor 7
Exons: 18
Coding region: 45-2306 (753 amino acids)
Biological process (GO): intracellular signal transduction
Molecular function (GO): protein binding; guanyl-nucleotide exchange factor activity
Source: RefSeq, a predicted model, not a curated record